Molecule: messenger RNA, 1088 nt
Organism: Manacus vitellinus (golden-collared manakin)
Lineage: Eukaryota; Metazoa; Chordata; Aves; Passeriformes; Pipridae
Gene: ADORA1
Product: adenosine A1 receptor
Exons: 2
Coding region: 82-1056 (324 amino acids)
Biological process (GO): G protein-coupled adenosine receptor signaling pathway
Cellular component (GO): dendrite; membrane; synapse
Molecular function (GO): G protein-coupled adenosine receptor activity
Source: RefSeq, a predicted model, not a curated record
GAUGCCAGUCCCUCACAGCCUCCCCGUGCGUCUGCAGGUGACCGAGAGACCCCGGAGGGAACGGGGGGGCACCGGAGCAUCAUGGCACACCCCAUCUCAGCCUUCCAGGCUGCCUACAUCUCCAUCGAAGUGCUCAUCGCCCUGGUGUCCGUGCCGGGCAAUAUCCUGGUCAUCUGGGCUGUGAAGAUGAACCAGGCGCUGCGAGACGCCACUUUCUGCUUCAUCGUGUCGCUGGCGGUGGCCGACGUGGCCGUGGGGGCUCUGGUCAUCCCCCUGGCCAUCAUCAUCAACAUCGGCCCCCAGACGGAGUUUUACAGCUGCCUCAUGGUGGCGUGUCCCGUCCUCAUCCUCACCGAGAGCUCCAUCCUGGCGCUCCUGGCCAUCGCCGUGGAUCGGUACCUGCGGGUGAAGAUCCCUGUCAGGUACAAGAGCGUGGUGACGCCCCGGCGGGCGGCCGUGGCCAUUGCCUGCUGCUGGAUCGUGUCCUUCCUGGUGGGACUCACCCCCAUGUUCGGCUGGAACAACCUGAGCAAGAUGAGGACUCAGGAGCCCAACGGCAGCCAGGAGUUCGUCAUCACGUGCCAGUUCGAGACGGUGAUCAGCAUGGAGUACAUGGUCUACUUCAACUUCUUCGUGUGGGUCCUUCCCCCCCUGCUGCUCAUGCUGCUCAUCUACCUGGAGGUCUUCAACCUCAUCCGCAAGCAGCUCAACAAGAAGGUCUCCUCCAGCUCCAACGACCCCCAGAAGUACUACGGGAAGGAGCUGAAGAUCGCCAAGUCCCUGGCGCUGGUCCUGUUCCUCUUCGCCCUCAGCUGGCUGCCCCUGCACGUCCUCAACUGCAUCACCCUGUUCUGCCCGUCCUGCCAGACCCCCCACAUCCUCACCUACAUCGCCAUCUUCCUCACCCACGGCAACUCGGCCAUGAACCCCAUCGUCUACGCCUUCCGCAUCAAGAAGUUCCGGACAGCCUUCCUGCAGAUCUGGAACCAGUACUUCUGCUGCAAAUCCACCAAAAACGCCGCCGGCAGCACCACCGAGGCCGAGCCGGGCAAUUAGGGACAGGGGAGGGCAGGGAGGGGGGUCGGUGC